Pneumocystis jirovecii RU7 is the source of this 645-nucleotide messenger RNA. RefSeq names its product 40S ribosomal protein S5. The record is from RefSeq and is a predicted model, not a curated record. Bases 1 to 645 code for a protein of 214 amino acids. The transcript is spliced from 5 exons. Gene Ontology annotation, biological process: translation; ribosomal small subunit assembly. NCBI's taxonomy places the organism in Eukaryota, Fungi, Ascomycota, Pneumocystomycetes, Pneumocystales, Pneumocystaceae. Gene Ontology annotation, molecular function: rRNA binding; mRNA binding; structural constituent of ribosome. Gene Ontology annotation, cellular component: ribosome; cytosolic small ribosomal subunit.
AUGGCAGCUUUAGAAAAAGCAGUUGAAACACCAGUAAGAGUUCAAACAGUUUUGCCAAAUGAUAUUAUGGAAGAAAUAGGGCAAAUUAAGCUUUUUAAUAAAUGGAGCUAUGAAGAUGUGGAAGUUAAAGAUAUUUCUUUGACAGAUUAUAUUCAGAUCCGUCAGCCAACAUAUCUUAAUCAUACGGCAGGUCGGUACCAGGUGAAGCGUUUUCGUAAAGCACAGUGUCCUAUUAUUGAGAGAUUAACAAAUUCUCUUAUGAUGAAUGGAAGGAAUAACGGGAAAAAACUUAUGGCUAUUCGUAUUGUUAAACAUGCAUUUGAAAUAAUCCAUUUAUUAACGGAUCAAAAUCCGAUUCAAGUAGUUGUUGAUGCUAUUGUAAACUGUGGUGUUCGUGAAGAUUCUACUAGGAUUGGAUCAGCAGGCACAGUUCGACGACAGGCAGUUGACGUUUCUCCGUUACGUAGAGUUAAUCAAGCUAUUGCCUUGAUUACAAUCGGGGCUAGAGAAGCAGCAUUUCGCAAUAUUAAAACUAUCGCAGAAUGUUUAGCAGAAGAGUUGAUUAAUGCAGCAAAAGGAUCAUCUAAUUCUUAUGCAAUUAAGAAAAAGGAUGAAUUAGAACGAGUCGCUAAAAGCAAUAGAUAA